CACACACACACACACACACAGACAAAUAUAUAAAUAUAUAUCCUACACACAGCAUUCUCUUGUGUGUACACGGAACUUCUACAGCCAUAACAUGUCACAUCUUUUUAUGUAUCCUCCUCACUCAUGCAUAGGCUAUGAGGUACGGCUCUUCCAGCCACUAAUGUCAUGAUUAAACUUUAAUAUUUCCUUUCCAGCCGGAGAUGAUUCCCACUCCUACCAAAAAUAUUGUUUCGGAAUAGUCAAGAGUGUUUCCCAAUUGCUUUAAUGUAAAUAUUGUUUAGGAAUAGUCAGUUAGAGUUUUCCUCGAUUGCUUUAAAAAUGUAAAGUAUCAACAACAGCUCCUUAGUGUUACUCGGACUACAGUUAUUGUCCACAUUUUACUGAGAGUAAAGAUUACAGUAAAGAGUUGUUAUUGUUAAGAGGUUACUAAAAGCAUGCUUUCUUUUGUUCUCAUGUCACUCAAAGUACAGAGUUAUCAUUGUCCUGAUGUUUGUCAGAAUCAUCAUUGCUUUAAUGUACGCGGGCUGAUGAGACGACUAUUGCUUUAAGUAUGUGUCAUCAUAGGAAGUGGUCAGUGGUAUAAAGGUGGAAAGGGCAGCCACAGGUCAUCUUAAAAAUAGCCACGUUAAAGAGAAAACUGCUCUUGUUCCCAGAUGGAAGGAACUAGCUGUCUGAUUCAGAUUUAAAAAACAGAUCCUUUAGUGGUGCGUUAAUGGCCGACAGUCUCAUGGAUGAUUAUGUGUGUGAGUCUCUGUGUGUGUGUACUUAUUUGUGCGUCACUCACUGUAACCUGAGUGACCUUUCCAUGUCUUGCCAGACUGCUUGCAUCAGGCAGUUGAACUCAUUCUGAGAUCCCUAUGUGUGUGUGUGUGUGUGUGCGUGUGUGUGUGCGUGUGCGUGUGUGUGCGUGUGUGUGCGUGUGUGUGUGCGUGUGUGUGUGUGUGUGUGUGUGUGUGCACAUUUGUGUGAUGAAAAGAAUCUGGAGUUUGUCAAACUUUUUAAGAACCUCUUCCUUUAGGGGAUUGUUUAUACAGCGCUCCAGAAUUGUGUGUGUGCGUGUGUGUGUGUGUGUGUGUGUGUGUGUGUGUGUGUGUGCGUGUGUUUUGAUGUGUGGGAGACUGUGACUUCCAUCCAUUCCCUUAGAGAGCAAGAAACUGAGGGAAAGAUAUAUUUUAAUGAAGUCCUUUAGGCUAAUGCGCGGGCUGCUGUUUUUCUGUUCUAGGAGAAUUGUAUCCGAGAGCCGUGUGCUGUCAGAAUGCUUGUUGACUGGAUCAGUGGAUGCCCCUGCACAUGCUUGUGACCCCUGAAAUGGUUCAGAGAAAUGGACGGAUGUUCUCAAGUUGGAGACUAACAGCAUCCUUAAAGAUGCCUGAAGGCUCACUCUGAAUCACCAAACAUACACACUCAGACACACACAGACGCUAACACACACACGGAGUAGAAACUUGCCUGAUGAAUUCCUUUGAGCUCUGGUGUACAAACACUCCAAGCUAGCAGGCGGGAGUUGCCAUGCCAACUAAAACUGCCAUCCUUGAGUCUUCUGUUGCCAUACAGGUAGUAACCAUGACAUUGCUCCUCCCAUGGGCGCUGUCUCUGCUGCUGGCCACCAUAGCAGUGGCAAGUAAUGAUGAUGUCAUUCCUCGCAUCAGCUUCCCCUACCACUCUCAGGAGCGAGCUGUCAGACAGUUCUCCCCUGCUGGAGUGUUUAAUUACACCUCGCUGCUGCUCAGCCAAUCAGAUAGCACACUUUACGUGGGUGCCAGAGACAUGCUGUUUGCCCUCAACGUCAAUGACAUCACCUCACACUCUCAACAAAAGGCAUUGUCAUGGGAAACACCUGAGAAGAAGAGAAAGGAGUGUGGCUUUAAAGGGAAAGACCUGCAGAAAGACUGCUUCAACUACAUCAAGCUCUUACUGCGUCUGAACGACACACAUCUGUACGCGUGUGGAACCUACGCUUUCAGCCCCACCUGUUCUUACAUUAAUGCAGCUAGUUUUUCCAUGCUGAGGGACGAUCAGGGAGAGGUUCUCAUGGAGGAUGGGCGGAGCCGCUGUCCCUUCAGUCCAGAGUACCAGAACACUGCUGUCAUUGCAGAUGGGAUGCUGUAUACUGGGACUGUGAGUAAUUUCCAGGGUAAUGAGCCGACCAUCUCUAAGAGCCUGGGCACCGGAGCUGCUCUCAAAACCGACAACUCCCUUAACUGGCUGGAAGAUCCAGUAUUUGUGGGAUCUGCAUACAUGCCGGGUACUGAUGAAGACGAUGAGAUCUACUUCUUCUUCAGUGAAACUGGAACAGAGUUUGAUUUCUUUGACAACACCAUUGUGUCCCGCAUAGCACGUGUCUGUAAGGAUGACGAGGGUGGUGAGAGGGUCCUUCAGAAGAAGUGGACGACCUUCCUGAAAGCCCAGCUGCAGUGCUCUCUGCCUGAUGACGGCUUUCCUUACAACAUCGUGCAGGACGUCUUCAUACACACUGCGCCAAGCCGAGAACACACAUUGCUCUAUGCGGUCUUCACCUCACAGUGGCAUAAAGGAGCAUGGGGGAGUUCGGCUGUGUGUGUUUUCAGUAUGAAGCAUGUGGACAGUGUAUUUAAUGGCCGAUACCGAGAACUGAACCGAGAAACACAACGUUGGACCACACACACUCAACCUGUUCCAGAACCACGUCCUGGAGCGUGUGUGAACAGUGCUGUGAGAGAGAUGGGGUUUGAGUCAUCCCUGCAUAUGCCUGAUAAAGUGCUGAACUUUGUGAAGGACCACUUCCUCAUGGAUGGAGUGAUCCGCAGUGCUCCACUGCUACGCACACAGAGUGUUCGCUACACACAGAUUGCAGUGCAGAGAGUCCAGGGCCUGCGGAAGGUCUAUGAUGUGAUGUUUCUGGGAACAGAUGACGGACGACUGCAUAAGGCUGUUAGUUGUGCCGACAACAUACACAUUAUUGAAGAGAUCACACUGUUUCCAAGGCAACAGCCUAUACAACACAUUGAAUUGGACUCAAGCAAGGGUGUGUUGUUUGUGUCCUCCUACUCGGCCGUUCUGCAGCUGAGUGUGAGUAACUGCUCGGCUCACCGGACCUGUGGGGAGUGUGUGUUGGCGCGAGACCCGUACUGCGCCUGGGCCGGAACACGCUGUGCUGACCUCACACACACCGCGCCACGGGGGCAGUGGCAGCAGGACAUUGAAAAUGCAGACCCAUCCUUGUUGUGUAAGAUCACAGCCACCCCACGCUCUGCAAAGUCACAGAGCCUCGACAUGUCUGCAUGUCAGGUGGUCGUUGUACCUGCCAACACCUUCCGCGUUCUUCCAUGCAAGCUACGGUCUAACCAUGCACACAGGACAUGGUCAUACAGCCCCAGCACGCCUCACUUUCUGUUUCCUGGUCCAGAGGGUGGGCUAGUGGUUGGCGGCAUAGAGGGGGCUGAAAGAGUCUACUCAUGCUGGGCAGAGGAACGUGGUUUUCAGCAACUCCUGGCCAAUUACUGUGUGAGGGCGGAGCCACGAGUCCAGAGACCCACUCCUAUUGGUCGACCAAGAGCACCACAUCCCUUGGAGGAGGAGUCAGUUAUUCUGCCCGAUCGGUCUCACUCACCAUGGGCGACUGCAAAGACCUACCGCGCAGAGCUGAUCGCAGUGUGUGUGCUCCUGUGUGUGUGUGUGCUGUGCUUCGGCGUGUGCGUGGUGUACGGCCGGGCAAGGGUGCCACCCACACAGCAACAGAAGCCGAGGAUUGUGGGUAAAUCAACCGAGAGUUUGCCACUGAAUGGGGGCUCCAUCCCGACCACUCCAUCUGAACUCAAGGGCUAUCAGACACUGGAGGAGAACUACUGCGCGCACACGCACACACACUCUCACACGCCCACUCACCCACAGCCGCACACAGAGACACAGACUCACGGAGACAACUCUCCCAUCUGUCCUAGGCCUCGUGUCAGACUGGGAUCUGAGAUUCAAGACUCCAUAGUGUAGACACACACACACACACACACACACACACACACACAAACACACACACACACACACACGCAUACAAAGACACACAGAUGUUCACACACAGUUAAUGUGAAGAUGAUAUUCAGAAACACUCUAAGACGACUUGUCAGAACUGAGUGUAGUCCUUAACCACCACCAUGUCUCACUUGUUUGUUUACCUGUGUGGUUUUACCUCGUCAUUUUACUGUGAGCAAAACCCUGAUAAGCAGACUUCCAUUACAGAGACUGGACAUCACUAUCCCUCUGAGCUUUACUGUAAUGUGUUCUCAUCUUAAUGACCGGUCUGAUCUUUUUAGAGGCCACAGGUAUCUUCCUCAGCAGACUAACCAUUGAGGUUCUAACACCAGUUAGAUCUGACCUUCCCUUGCAAAAUGACCAGAAGUGCAUCUUAACCCUUAAAGGAGGGAAUGUUGAGAAAUGAACGUUCUAAAGAAUAUCUGGGUUCAUUGAAUUCAACAUAGAAUUUUAGAACCUUCAAUUGUUGCGGAACUUCAAAAACCUACACCUUUAAAACGCACACAUUCUGUGUUGUGAUAUAUGACCUUCCAUAUCAUCUUGAUAUUAUUUUGUGAGACUGUUAAAUAUGGCACAACAUUCUGUUAGUAAUAAUUUGCACUGGCUUCUGACAAAGACCUUUUGACUCACCACUGAAUGUAUGUGUACUAGAAGAGUAUUAACAAGCUGUUAUUUUAAUGUGACGCUCACAGAUUAGGUCUUUGGAAGUAGUUUUUUUAUAUCUGUUCACAGUCCCUCCACUGAAGACAGAAGAAAACAGGGGGUUCUGUUUGAGAGUUUUAUAAUAUUGUUUUCAGUGUAAGUUGAAAAUCUACUGUAAGAAAUUACUCAGAAGGAUUCUAUAUUGAGUUUUACUCUUAUAAUUUGGUUUAUACUGUGUGCCUAACUACCAAACUUCCUGUUAUUGCUCCCAAAAACAUUUUACUUCCUCUUUUUUCCGUACUCUUCAUCCGUUCAUCUUUUUUAUUUUUUGCUCUGAGUCUCUAUCCCUCUAUCAUCCACAGACUCACGUGCAGACUCACCUACACAUAGUCUUGGUGUUUACUUUGAGUCAAUUGAGUGUGUGUUUGUGUGGAUUGUACUGUAAGUUCUGAGCCAUACUGACAUAUUACUUUUGCUUGUUCUUCACUGUUUUUGCACUUUAUUUGGUUUAUUACAUCCAAUGAAAAUGUUUUGGAACAUUA
Molecule: messenger RNA, 5189 nt
Organism: Alosa sapidissima (American shad)
Lineage: Eukaryota; Metazoa; Chordata; Actinopteri; Clupeiformes; Clupeidae
Product: semaphorin-4B-like
Exons: 14
Coding region: 1510-3966 (818 amino acids)
Biological process (GO): negative chemotaxis; neural crest cell migration; negative regulation of axon extension involved in axon guidance
Molecular function (GO): chemorepellent activity; semaphorin receptor binding
Source: RefSeq, a predicted model, not a curated record